GACUGCGGCCGCUGGCGAUGUUGCUGGUGCAUUCAUCUUGUCGCUGGUCCAGCCAGUGUUCACGUCGUCGUCGAUGCUCCUAGCUUGUGCAGCCAACACAUACACGCUCCACCUCUCUCCUCUGCAUAGGAUGGAGAAGCUACGCGUGAGACUGACCUCAGGGUUUGUCGCGCACUAUGCAAAGAUACCACACGGGAGCCCCUGCCCUUGGCUGGGCGACCAGCUCUCGCUUGGCUUCGAGCUUCGUGCAAUCAGCACUCUGCUGAAGGACGACGUUGUACAGCUUGGGCUGCCCACAAUUGAGAGCCAGCAUGGACAGUGCGUGCUGUUGUUUGCAGCAAAGACGAGUGUGUUCAAAGAUGCACGGUUUCGAAAGCGAAUUGCAAAGGCGGGCAUGGCGCUCGUCGGUAAGCCACUGGAUCCAAGUCUGCAGCAGAUUCUCGCAGCACUGCACCUGCGGAUCUUGGUCCACUCUCGGUUCUGGACAUGUGGCGACCACGCAAACUGGACAUGGUUGCUCAAGGAGACCAUCGCCACCCAAGGACCCCCACUUCCAGCCUGCAUCAUGUCCGUCGAUGACCUUGGGGAUGAUGAGGACGAUGGCGACGACGACGUCUUCUUCAUUCACACAAGAGGCUGCCGUGUUGCAACACAGCCACUUCAGCUCGAAGCACUGUUGCCGACAGCAAGCCAGCGAGAGUCGUUCUUGGCCCAAGAUCAAGCACAUCCCAUCGAAGAGAUUUGCUGCUUCAUGCUACCGUAUGGAACACCGUGCAAGCUCGACCGCAUCUUGCCUCCCCACGCUGUCAAGACCUCCUUCCUCAGCACUUACACCACCGUGUGGAACAAGAUGUUGCCAGACCCAGGGUUUGUUGGCCUGGUGGUGUUUCCGGGUGCUGCUUCUGCACAAGCGGUGCCUGGCAGCCUGCUGUUUACGUCUCGGCCAGCACCGAUCAUUGAAGGGCGCCAAGACCGCUUUGGGGGUUCAUACCUGCAGGAGAUGAAAGAGGAGCUGAAAGCCGUCAUCAAAGGCAUAGCGACCGUCGAGACCGUGAACAAGCCAGCCCAUGUACAAGGACUGUGGCCAGAGGAAGAGUGUUCACUUCGCCGCUACCUACGCGACUCCUUCGCGGCCAAACUUGUCGAUGAUGACAAGAAUACGGAGACAAUGCCGCUCUCGUCUUCUUCCUCGCCCACAGCCCUGGGUCAGGAUACGAGCAACGAGGGAGCCAUCGGGAAGACCCCUCGUCCUCCACCCAUCGUGCCUUCGUUCAAAGCCAGGCGACCAAAGGUGAUAGCAGUGACAACAGCAGCGAAAGCAAAGAAGGCGUCAUCAAAGUCCACGAAGAAGCGCCAGAGCACGAGCUCGUCAUCAUCAUCAACAUCAAGCACCCCAUCCACCCCUUCGAGCAACGCCAAGACCAAGACGAAGCCCAAGCCAAAAGAUUGCAAACGAAGACCAUCAACAGCAGCUGGCAGUGCCGAUAACGCGAGCGAGACACCAGCCACCAAGGAGGCAUCUGCACAUAGUGGAGGCGACUCUGCGGGCGUCCACACCCAAGCGACGAAGGAUGGCACGGCAGAGCUGGUGGAUAGCGAGGUGCCAGCGAAGAAGCCGCAGCCGAAGAGGAAGCAAACGAAGACCGCAUCAGCGACGAAGCGAGGACAAGCGAGCAAGCAACACAGUAGCAGUGGUGGGGGGAACGGCGAGAAGAGGCGAGACGAGAAGCGUCAGGGCGGCGGUGAUGCAGAUGGCGAGGAUGCAGUGACUGGUGAGACGGCGGCGACACAGCAAGAUACCGCCGGUGGCGACAAAGGUGACACAUCGGCUGCAUCACCUGAUGCGCAACGCAGCAAGAAGACGACAACGGCACGACCAAGCACGAAGAAGGCGACGACGAAGAAGACGACGACGAAGAAGAACAAGAACAAGAAGAAGGACGACAAGGAUAAGGCAAAGUUGUUGGGGGAUGACGACGACAAGACAAGGGGCGACACCAGCAAGGAGGCGACUGUAUCAUCACCGAGAGCGGGCAAAGUCCUGUCGUCAUCACCACCAUCGCCAGCAGUGGCCAAGCAGCUGUUGCCCAGUCUGGAUGCUGUUGCGAGCCAGCAGGGUGGCGAGGGCGUGGGGGAGGGCGGGAACGCCACGAAGAAGGCCAAGAAGGACGACGGCGCUGCUGCAAAGAAGUCGACAUCGACACGCAAGCGCAAGGACGUUGCCACCAUGCGAAAGGAGGCCGAGGCAAAGGUGGCUUCGUUGAACAUGAGCACCGUUGUGGAGAAGAGCGGCUUUGCGGCUCUCAACACGGAAGUGCUUCGACUCUGGCUCAGCAAGCACAAUGUCAAGACGACAACCAAGAUGAAGAAGGGUGUGCUGAUCGAGAAGUGCAAAGAAGUAGUGGCUGCCAGCAGCUGAAGUCCACAGCACACACCCAGCGCGGCUGUCAUGUGGUCGUGUGCGUAUCGUGUGUGUGUGUGUGUGUGUGUGUGU
Messenger RNA from Salpingoeca rosetta, 2494 nucleotides. RefSeq lists its product as uncharacterized. The coding region runs from base 74 to 2419 and encodes 781 amino acids. The record is from RefSeq and is a predicted model, not a curated record. Lineage: Eukaryota; Choanoflagellata; Craspedida; Salpingoecidae. The transcript has 11 exons.